Molecule: messenger RNA, 219 nt
Organism: Capronia coronata CBS 617.96
Lineage: Eukaryota; Fungi; Ascomycota; Eurotiomycetes; Chaetothyriales; Herpotrichiellaceae
Product: mitotic-spindle organizing protein 1
Exons: 3
Coding region: 1-219 (72 amino acids)
Biological process (GO): microtubule nucleation by interphase microtubule organizing center; gamma-tubulin complex localization; mitotic spindle assembly
Cellular component (GO): centrosome; gamma-tubulin ring complex; interphase microtubule organizing center
Source: RefSeq, a predicted model, not a curated record
AUGCCGCCAACGGAGUCGAAGCGCGAGAAAGCGAGGGAGGUCGUCGAUAUACUCGAAGAGAUAUCGAUCUUACUGAACACUCAAUUGGACAGAACACAGUUGUCUCUAUGUGUCUCACUCAUUGAGAAUGGUGUCAACCCUGAAGCUUUGGCUACAGCCAUUAAAGAACUACGCAAGGACACCCAAGAUCUGCAGCAUGGCUCGGGGAUGUCUCAAUGA